GCGAAGAAAGUCCGGACUGCACAGACGUAGCCCAGAGAUGUCUUCUGGAAAGUGGGUUCCUCUUUGGCUAAUAUGGAUGGGGACUCUGGUAGCCCUGAGCCAGCAAGCGCCAAGGUUGCUCAUGGUGGCCCCCAGUGUGGUGACGGUGGGGACCGAGGUGGGGGUUGUACUUCAAGUUGAGGGAGCCCCAUCUGGGCUCUUUGGCACAGUUUUUUUCCAGAAUGAGAAUACCAGGAUUAAAUGCUCUCAGGAGGUGCCAUUCAAUCUUCAGUGCAGUGAGUGCAUAGAAAAAGUAACCUUGAAGGUGACUCAUGCUCUCUUCGCCCAGUGUGGUCUGAGUGGCCAGCGAAGGGACCGCUACAUCCAGCUUGUUGCCCACAGUGCCCAGCUCCCCAGCCCCAAUGGCAUUCAGACCCUCAACCUGCGCUGGAGUUCCCGGCGCGGGUACCUCUUUGUGCAGACAGACAAGCCGAUCUACACUCCUCGGCAAAAGGUGAAUUUCCGAGUCUUUGUCCUGGAUCACAAAUUGCGGCCAACCGCUGAAUCAGUCCUCAUCAAUAUUCAGAACCCCCGGGGUCUUCAGGUCCGGAAAGCUGAGUUGAUGCCAAUGAAUUUUGUGAUAAAUAGCCACCUAAAAAUCCCCGAUAUCUCUGAGCCUGGCAUUUGGCGCAUCACAGCCCAGUUUGUCAACUCACUGGACUCCAACACAACAACAGAGUUUGAGGUGAAAAAAUAUGUGCUCCCCCAUUUUGACGUGACGAUUGUUCCAGCACGGAAAUAUAUUUUGGUCUCUGAACAGCAGGACUCUGACUUGGAAAUUGGCAUUCGGGCUAAAUUUUUCUACGGGAAGGGGGUCACUGCCAUGGCUUACGUGCGUUUUGGCGUCACUGAUGAGAACGGGGAAAAAAUCUAUAUUUCAGGACUGGAGCAACAAGUCUCGGUGACUGAAGGCCUUGGUUCAGUGACCCUAAAGCAAAGCCUUCUUUCCGAGAAAUUAGGGCGCCCUCUUCAGGACCUGGUUGGAACAGCGCUCUACAUCGCCGUGACAGUCAUAGAGAGAGCGAGUGGAGAAUUGGAGGAGCAGGAGCUUUCCUCUGUGAAGUUCGUGUCAUCUCCAUACACCGUGGACCUGUCCAAAACCAAGCGCUAUUUUGUGCCUGGUGCCCCCUUUGAAGUGGUGGUGUCUAUUUCACUCCCAGAUGGUACACCUGCCAGCCACCUUCCAGUCCACUUCUCAGCUCAGAUAACCGGAGCCGCAUCUGUUGAUGAUGUCCAAAUGGACAGCGACAAAAAGGGGCUUGCAAUGCACAAAAUCAACAUUUCUCCCAGAGCUACAGCAAUCACCAUCACGGUCACAGCUGGGACAGAGUCUCCAGCAGAAGCCACCCUGACAGCCGAAGCCAUGAAUUCUCUAAACAGGAACUACCUAAUCAUUGAAAGCCCAAAAUACCAGGACUGGAACCUUGGAAGCACCAUGCGCCUGGAUUUGCAAAAUGUCGGAUCGAAUGCCUUUUCCCACUUCUACUACAUGGUUUUGAACAAAGGGGACAUUGUCUCUGUAGGCAAAGUUGCCCGUACUUCCUAUGUUUCAGUCCCCAUUCAAAUCACACCUGACCUAAUGCCCACUUUCCGCUUUGUGGCCUUCUACCGUAUUGGAGAGGAAGUUGUGGCAAACUCCAUUUGGGUGGAUGUUGUUGACCGCUGCGAGGGAAAACUGGAAGUCAGCAUAAAGGAAAACAGAAACGAAUGGAGACCCCACGACCAGCCGAAACUCUCCAUCAAAACAGACGCGCACUCUGUUGUGUCGCUUGCUGCCACCGAUUCUGCCGUUCAUGCCCUUGGUCGGAAGAACCGCUUUGCACAGGGCAAGGUUUUCCAGGCCAUGGGGAGUUAUGACCUUGGCUGCACAGCUGGCAGUGGAAGAGAUACCCUCGGUGUUUUUGCCGAUGCUGGACUCUCCAUUCGUUCUGGGACACUGCACAGCCCUCUCCGUAAAGCUCACGGAUGCAGUGAGGUUGCUUCCCGGAAGAAGCGCUCCUUGCAGUUUCACUCUGAGCUCAAGAAGAAGCUUUCCAAGUACCGGGACUCCUAUUCUCACUGGUGCUGCCAAGGUGGCAUAGCACAGCUGCGCGGAUCGGCGACGUGCGAGCAACGUGCGGAACGGAUACCGGGUCCCAGAGCCCAGCAGUGUCGCACUGCCUUCCUUGACUGCUGCAAGCAUGCUGCCAGCCUGCGACGGAAGUCCUGGGGGUCCCACAGUCUUGCACGGACUGAAGAUGAAGAGGACAAAGAUUUCUUUAAUGAUGACGCCAUUCAAGUUCGAAGUGUCUUCCCUGAGAGCUGGCUCUGGAGAUCGUACACGGUCAAUAAUGUCCUCACGCAACAAAUAACUCUUCCUGACUCCAUCACCACCUGGGAAAUACAGGCAGUCAGCAUGUCUUCACAGAGAGGCAUCUGCAUCUCAGAACCACUUCAGCUUAGAGUCUUCCAGGACUUCCACAUCUCCCUCCGGCUGCCAUACUCAGUGAAACGGUUUGAGCAGAUAGAGCUUAGUCCAGUUCUGUACAACUACCAGCCCCAGCCAAUCACGGCCUCUGUGUAUCUGGAACCAGCUGAGGGCAUCUGUUCCCCAGCGACUAUAGGCCCAAAGCAGAAGCGGCAGGUGGAGGUUCCUGGGAACUCAGCGGUUCCAGUUCCCUUUGUUUUGGUUCCCAUGGGAGCAAGUGACAUCCCCAUCACUGUGGCUGCCAUUGGUGACUGGGGGAUAGGGGACAAAGUUUCCAAGAAACUAAGGGUGGAGAGAGAAGGCGCGGUCUAUGUGGAGGAAUACACGAUCCCCCUGGAUAACGAGGAUGGAAAACUCCAAUCUCUGGAGAUUUCAGGCAAGAUGCCCUCCAAUGCCAUUCCUGAUGGUGACUUCAAGAUGAGUGUCCGGAUAACAGGAUCAGUGCCCACAGACACCUUGGAGAGCUCUCUGACACCCGACGGCCUGUCUUCACUGCUGCGGGUCCCACGGGGAUGUGGAGAGCAAACCAUGAUUCUGAUGGCUCCUGGGGUCUACGCCAUGCGCUACCUGGACAAGACUGAGCAGUGGCUGCAUCUGGAACCAGAGAGCAAGGAAAAGGCACUGGAGAACCUCCGCACAGGUUAUGAGCGGAUCCUCACUUUCCGGAAAGAGGAUGGGUCCUACAGUGCUUGGCUCAGCCGCCCCAGCAGUACCUGGCUGACAGCUUUUGUGGUGAAAGUUCUGUCUCUGAGCCGUGAGUACCACGCUGUGGAUGACUCCAAGAUCCGUGAAAGUGUGCAGUGGCUGCUGGAAAAGCAAGAGCCGGAUGGCUCCUUCACAGACCCAACCCCCGUCUAUCAGCGGGAGAUGCAGGGUGGUGUCGGCGGCCUGCAUGGGGGGAUCUCCCUCACAGCGUUUAUCACCAUUGCACUCAAGGAAGGCAUGGCCGCAUAUGGAGGCGGAGGGGAAGAGAAGGAGGCACAGCUCGCUCAAGUGAGAAACAGCCUGAAUCGGGCUACUUCCUUCCUGGCUGGCAAACUGAACGAUCUAUCCCUGGGUCCUUACCCCAUCGCAAUCACCAGUUAUGCCCUUUCUCUUGCUUCUGAUGAUCAGUCGGCCAUCGUUGCUGCUGGUACCCGCCUGAAGGACCUCGCCUCGCAGGAUCAAAACAAAACGGUGCUGUUCUGGGCUGCAGAGGAGCAGGACAAACUGAAAGAGGGGACCUUUGAUUCGAAGCCUUCAGCUUCAGCUAUUUCAGUGGAGGCCACAGCCUAUGGGCUUCUGUACUUGGUGAUGCAAAAUGACAUUGCAACUGCUGGCAAGGUCUCCCGGUGGCUAACAGAGCAGAGGAACUACGGUGGCGGGUUCAAAUCCACCCAGGACACGGUUGUGGCUUUGGAAGCUUUGUCAAAAUAUUGGAUCAGCACCUUCAAAGAAGAAGGCAAUGAACUGGAGGUGACCCUCAACCUCCCUGGCAAAAGCUUCCCCAUGGUUCAUUCAUUUGGAAGGUCUAAUGAUCCAGUCCAGAAGGAACUUCAGAUUCCUUUGGGAAGUAACAUUGGUGUACGUGUGCAAGGAAAAGGGAAAGGAAUUUUGACUGUCCUGAAGCAGUAUUAUGUCUUGGCCAUGCAAAACACUUCAUGCCAAACCCUUGGGUUAGAGGUGACAGUGAGCGGCACCGUUCAACGUGAUAUUGAAACAGAUGACUAUUACUAUGAUUAUGAAGAUGAACCUGAAGCACGGCCUGCUGACCAGCCAUUAUCACCCAUCGGUUUGUUUGAUGCCCGGCAACGCCGGCGGAGGGAGGCCACAGACCCUGGAGAACAACAGCGAGCUAUAUCCUACAAUGUCUGUUUCUGGAGGCAGCCAGGGGCUCACAUCACAGGCAUGGUCAUCAUUGACAUCACCCUUCUGACUGGCUUCCAGCCUGACGAGAAUGACCUCAACCAGCUGCGAGAUCUUCCAGAUCAAUACAUCAGCCACUGGGAGAUUCAAGGACGGCGGUUACUGCUCUACAUCGAAAUGGUGCCAAAAUCUGGGCGUGAAUGUUUGAUCUUUAGAGCCAAGCAGACUGUGACUGUGGGAAAGCUCCAGCCAUCCAGUGCCGCCAUCUAUGACUUCUAUGAACCCAGCAAGCGCUGUAACAUUUUCUAUGGCGCCCCCAAUAAUCCUCAAUAUGUGUCUGCAUUGUGCUCAGAUGACGUCUGCCAGUGUGCUGAAGGCGCCUGCCCACGUUUGAAGCAUACCAUUGAGGGCGCUCUUACAGAAGAUGCUCGUUUGGAGUUCGCAUGUUACAAUCCCAUUGUGCAUUACGCAUUCCGAGUGCGAGUGGAGCGUGAGAGCAUAGAAAGUGCCUUCCGCGUCUAUGAAGUUGGGAUCCUAGAGGUCUUGAAAUUCACUGCGGACGUGAGCAUCUCCACUAAAGACACCCGACGGUUUGUGGUGCGUGCAGCGUGUCGCACACGCUUGGCCACAGGUAGUGAAUAUCUGCUGAUGGGACAUGAUGGGGAAACUCAGGAUGCUCAGAGCCGCCCUCAGUACCUGCUGGAUAGGAACUCCUGGGUGGAGGAGGUACCAAAAUCCUCUCACUGUCGGGCCACCCGGCACCGCAGCGCCUGUGCUCGACUCCAGGAGUUCACCACUUCUUUUGCUGUGAAUGGCUGCCGCAGCUGAGCCCAAGGACCUGGACCAGCACCACCUGUGCUUUUGCUCAUUCUGAUGCACCUUAGAUUUCCCUGGAUUCAAUGUCAGUGGACUUAGAGAUGCCAGAAAGCAACCCACGUCCCCACUUGCUCGAUAAUUUGGCACGCGAUGAUCAUGCUCGGAGAGUUUAAGGAUGUAAGAAGAGCCUUCUUGCGCCAGGACCAAAUGUCCACCGGUCCUUUUGGGAACUCGGGAAGCGGGGCUAUCGGAGAGCUGCCUCGCCUGGCACGCUCAGCGUUUGGCACCUCAGGGACCUCUCACUCCUGAACCGCGGAGGUUCUCUUCAGCAGAAGGGCUUGCACAAAAUGGCGAAGGCCAUGUCAGAGCCCUUUCACUCGCCAUGAAAAUGGCGCUUUGACAAAAUAAAAGCAAUAGCAUUGCAGGAAAAAAAUCAAAAUGUUUUGUAUAAGAGCAGACCCACUGACUUAAAAUAGGAUGAGGACCCCCCAGCCUAUAGACUGGCCCUGGCCGUCCAUGCUU
Varanus komodoensis (Komodo dragon) is the source of this 5689-nucleotide messenger RNA. Its product is annotated as complement C4-like. Lineage: Eukaryota; Metazoa; Chordata; Lepidosauria; Squamata; Varanidae. The record is from RefSeq and is a predicted model, not a curated record. Gene Ontology annotation, cellular component: extracellular region. The transcript has 41 exons. Gene Ontology annotation, molecular function: endopeptidase inhibitor activity; protein binding. Gene Ontology annotation, biological process: complement activation. Bases 38 to 5179 code for a protein of 1713 amino acids.